UUCGCUUCACCUGUUGCAGUUUGCGGUGCUUGUUGAAUGUGGGGCGGUGGUGAUAAAAGCUGUCUUAAUUUUAAUUUUUUCAAGGCUUCUUAUUAGUAUUUAAUUAAGGGGAAAAUCAGUAUCUCGUUUCACAAAAUAUAUCUACAUUCGACUUCAGUUUAUCGGCAUUUCACCUGUCACAUCGACAAGUAAACAUCUGCAAUCAAUCAUGAUUAAUGACAGAUUAGGAGCCUUGAAAGCUGCUGUAAAUGAUAAUUAUGAAACUAAUAAUGAAAUUUCAAUCAAUAUGGAGGUUCCGGAAUCAUUUCUUACGGAAUUCUUCACUGAAGUGGAAGAAAUAUCUCAAAGUUUGGAUAAAAUUAUUGCUACACUGGAAGAAGUCAGGAAAAAACACAGUGCUAUACUCUCGGCCCCAUCCACUGAUGAAAAAGUCAAAGAAGAGUUAGAAAAUUUAAUGGUUGAAAUCAAGAGAUUGUCUAAUAAAGUGCGGCAGAAACUGAAAUUAAUGGGACAAAACAUUGAACAGCAAGAGCAAGUAAAUUGUACUUCUGCUGAGCUUCGAAUAAAGAGAACACAACAUUCAACAUUAUCACGCAGAUUUGUUGAUGUAAUGUCUGACUACAACAACAUACAAACUGAAUACAGGCAACGUUGCAAAGACAGAAUCAAAAGGCAACUUGAAAUAACUGGUAACGUCCGAACAGAUGCUGAAAUUGAAGAAAUGUUAGAAAGUGGUAAUCCAGCUGUUUUUACUCAAGGGAUUGUAACUGAAACUCAGAAAGCAAAGCAAACAUUGGCUGACAUUGAAGCACGGCAUGCUGAUAUUAUGAAACUGGAGAAGAGCAUUAGAGAAUUACAUGAUAUGUUUUUGGACAUGGCUGUUUUGGUUGAAAGUCAAGGUGAACUAAUUGAUCGUAUUGAAUACAAUGUUCAAAAUGCUGUUGAUUAUGUGGACACAGCAAAGAUUGAUAUAAAUCGAGCAGUUCGGUUUCAAAAUAAAGCACGUAAAAAAAUCAUCAUACUCAGCAUAAUUGCAAUAAUUGUGCUGAUAAUUAUUGGAAUUAUUAUAGCUUAUUCAGUAAGCUAAGAACAUUGAAAUUGUGUUCAUGGACUUUGCAUUGGAGGCACAUCAUUUAGGGUCUGUUGCAUUACAUCCCAGAGUUCUUUCAUUGGGUGUUUUAAAUCUCAUCCAGAUUUGUACAAACAUGUUCUCAGAAACAGCUCAAAGCAUAUGUGUGCUAGUCUGAACAGUUUUCGCCGCUGGUGCCACAAAUUUUUCAAACUGUUCCAUAGGCCAAUAAGCGAUCAUGCAUAUUUAAGAUUUAAAUGUUUGCACCACCUGUUUGUGCAAAUGUGGAGGCAGUUUUGGAAAUGAUCAUUUUUUAAGAAAUAUAAAUAUAUAUAUUUUUAUAUAUAAUUUUCUUUUCAUGGUAUUAAUUGUAUAUAAAACUUUUUGAUUUUCAUAAAAAUUGAAAUUAUUUUUUAUUUACUGCAUAUAUCUACUAAUAUCUAGAGUACAUUGGUAUAUAUCUACUAAUAUGUUCCAGAAAAUAUUUUACUUUAAAAUGUGAUACAUGAUCUAAACUAAUGAGCAUUUCCAUUUUUAGAGUAUUUUAUAACUUUUUUUUUAAAAUAGUGAACAUUAUAUUAUGUACUAAGAAUUUUGUACCAGUCCAUUAAUUAUGCAAUUGUACUUCUAUGGUCAUCAAAAGUUUUUUAAUGGAAACAAGAUCUUAAAUAUGCACAAGGACAGCAAUUCUUUAAGAUAAUGUAAGGAAAAGUAACAAAGUGUAAAAUGAAAUACAUUCAAAAUGAAACUACACUCAUCACAAUCAAAAUUACUACUUCCAUCACUAAUAACUUCAGUCUCAUUUUAAAUCUGUUUUAUUAUUAUUAUUUUUUUAAAUAUUUUUUAGAUUUCAUUAUAUAUGCAUUUUGGAGUAGAUAAAAUACAACAUGAUGCUUUAAAAUUAUUUCAAUUUUACAUAAAUUAGACUCAAGUUUUCUAUCCCUACACAAACCCCUGAUAGUUGGUACAUCUGCAUCUAAUAAAAUAGAACACAAUGAUGAGGUUGAAACAGGGUUCACGCUAGGAUGCAUGAUUCCUGAAACUUUUUUUAAAAUUUCACUCAGUAAAAAUCCUUUUUCGGGCUGUUCCCAUUGAUCACCAUCAACGGACAUGGGUAAAAAAGGUAGCAAAAUUUCUUGUCUCGGAUUUUUCAAUUUUUCAUACAUCUUUUAAGAAGAUAGCCAGUAUAAAUGAAACGACAUGAUAAUUUUCAAUUGACAUCUUAUUAUCAAUGAACAGAAUAAUCUAGGAGUUUUGACACAAAGAAACAAGAAUAGAAGACUGGGAAUAGCUUUAUUCUUUGGGGGUUUACUGGAUGCUCAAACCUCUUUUGGAACUUUGCUGCUUCUAGUUGCACAAAAGAAAACUUUUUUUAACCCAUUUUGUAUGGAAGCUGUACCAAAAUGUUUUCGUCAGCAAAAUCUCUUAUUUUCAAACUUUAUUUUUUCUUUUGUUGGCAUUGAUACAUUUUUAUCCCAAUUGAGAGUAUUUUAUUAGCAUACCAUUCAGUAAAUAAUCGAUUUAAAAAAGAGAAUCUCAUUUAUGUAGCAGAAAGUUAAAGGUUAGUUUUACUUUCAAAAAAAUAGCUAUCUUUAAAAUAAUAAGAUACCCAUUUAUUCAAGUAAACAAAUGGAAUUCUCUUUUGAUGUUAUGCUCGUUAAAUAAUUUUUGUGCUGCAUGAUAUGAAAAACCCUGUUCAAAUAAAUAUUUAUCUAAAAUACUCAAGCAAUAAAAGAAGGAUUCAAAAAAAACAUAAUCUACUGCAAUUUCAAUUCUAAAAAUCCCACUUGAAAUUUUGAUGUCAAAGUGAGAAAUCACCCCUUAGUUUUUUUCCCAGUGUGAACCCUGCGUUGAAAGAAAAUUUAUUCCGUUUUACACUGAUCUCCUCACCAUGACAGAAAUGUGCAUACUUUGUUUAUGAUUCCAGGUAUCUUAUUUAAAAAAAAUCUUAUCUUCAUGAUUAGAUUUCCAUAUAAUAUACAAGUACAUAAAAUCUUUAUUUAAUUUUUACAUGUAAUUUCUCUACCAUUCUCCUGUCUGUUUUUGUUGUUUUUAAUAAUAUUGAACUUUUAAUGUCCUUUAAAAAAAGGAAAACAAAGGCUCAUAAGUUGUAAUUAUGAAUUUAAAUGUUUUUCAAACAUUGUUGAUGGCCAAAAAAUUAGCAAUUGUUGUUUUUUGCUGCAUGUGCAACUGCUAAUUUUCAAAUUUAUAUAAUUAUUUAUUGACCUUUUUAAAAUUAAUUCAAAAGAUAAAGUUAUUUUUAUAUUUUUUCUAAAAAAUAACAUUGUGAUAAUGACAAUGAAAAAUGCACUGCUAUAUUGCCAGAAAUGUUCACUACUGUGAACAAUGACAAUUAAUAUGGACAGAAACAGCCUUCUUAUUCUUAUUAAUUUUCAUAUGCACAUAGCAUAGGUAUUAUUGAACAAAUGGUAUUUUAAUAAAUAGAAUCAUUAACUUAUGCAAUAACAUGCAAUUAUGAUGGUAUAUGCUGUGCUACGGUUAUUAAAUGUGUAUAUAUUCAUGCUUCUAAUUAUAAUCUUUGGCUUCUUUAAAUUAGAAAUUGAUCUUAGAUGAAAAUAGCUUUAAAUAUAAAAUAAAAAAAUGGAAAAAACCUGAAAUGAUAAAAUCCGAAUUAUUUUCAAAUGUAUCAUAAGGUGUCUAUUUUUUCAAAUCAAAAAAUGUUUUUAAAACUAUAUUCUAGUCAUUUUUUCUACUAGUAGUCUAGAAAAUCCCUUUAUGUUUUCUUUUGAUGCAUUUAUUCAUAGAACUAUGUGUACAUAUUUUUAUUUAAUUAGGGAAGGAAGUAUCUAAAAUUAAUGCACUUUAGCAGUGUCUGAUUACUAAAUAGGCCCUGGCCUAGGGCCCCCUCAAAUAGUAAAAAAAUGUUAUAGUCAAUGGCUAAAAUUGUUUUAUCUAAUGGUUAAAAUUGCAAAGUUUGAAUACAGGGGGUCGCAAAAAAAAAUAUUUGGCCUUGGGUCCCUUGAUGUCUUAAUGGGGCCCUGCACUUUAGUAAUGAAGGAAAAAAUUAAGACUGCCACUAGCAAUGAUGGGAAGCCUUGGGGGGAAAUUAAAUUGAUAAAGUAAUUCAAAAUGGGUUAUAAGUAUAAUAAUUAAAACUUAUGCAAGAACUUUGCAUGUUGUGUUAAAUCAAGAAGCACAAAAAUUAUUCGAAAUAGGGGUUGUCCACAAUGGUGCCACACUUAGGGAGAGGGUUUCAUGAAAUUGUAAAAGUUGUUUGAUACAGCAUUUUGCUGUUGUUUACAAAAGUAUAAAUUCAAAAUUUUUGUUUUCAUAUUCAUGGCCAUAGCCAAAAAAAAAAAAAAAAUCUUUCAUUUUUCCCAAAAAAAAAUUUCUGCAACUGUUUUAUGAUUUCACAAAAUGGGUGAAUUUCCAACUUUUCAUGACGGGACCUCUAUUUUACAUUGAAUGCAAAAAGACUGACAUGGUUUUUCUUUAAAUUUAAAUUUUAAAAGCAUUGGGGUUUAAUUGUAUGAUUUCAAUGAAAAACCAUUUCAACUAUUUUUGAUCUUAGAUACUUCUAAUAAAAUUAACCUCAUUCAAAAGUGUAAAAUUAUUUUUUUAAUAAAAAAACUUGUGUAAAAUUAUGCUGUGUUCAAGAAUUUUUUCUAAAAGGAAUUUGUUUCAGGACAAAUUUUAUGUUUUGAAAAGGCAUUCCUCUUUGUACUUAAGAACUUCAAGUAAUUAUUAUUAUUAUAAACUUGUUUGCUUUAUUCAAUUUUUGUUGCAUUUUAUCGCUUGAUUAUU
This is a messenger RNA of Uloborus diversus, 4834 nucleotides long. RefSeq names its product syntaxin-like. The transcript has 10 exons. Lineage: Eukaryota; Metazoa; Arthropoda; Arachnida; Araneae; Uloboridae. Gene Ontology annotation, cellular component: plasma membrane; endomembrane system; presynaptic active zone membrane. The coding region runs from base 209 to 1087 and encodes 292 amino acids. The record is from RefSeq and is a predicted model, not a curated record. Gene Ontology annotation, biological process: exocytosis; intracellular protein transport; synaptic vesicle fusion to presynaptic active zone membrane. Gene Ontology annotation, molecular function: SNAP receptor activity; SNARE binding.